AUGCUUGUGAUUUUAGUUUGCGAUACACAAAUCCCCGAUUUGGAGGGCUGGGGAAAUUUUGGUACUCAAACUCGUCGUCUCCUCGAACAAGCCAACUACUUAGGGGACAUAAGCGAGUAUGUCAUUUGUGACAAACAAUAUGACGCUGUCUAUGCACAUCUUGAUAGUCGUCAAGACAUUGAUGCCAUAGUUUUGACUGGGUCACGAAGUGAUUCUUUUGGUGAUGACGAAUGGAUCGAAGCAUUGGUGCAGUUCAUUAAUCCCUAUUGUGGUAAGAUUCCUUUGAUUGGAAUCUGCUUUGGCCAUCAAAUCAUUGGAAGAAUGAUGGGUUUGAAGUCAAUACGUAACCCUCUCGGAUGGGAGCUCGGUCGACCCAACUUCAAACGCAACGAAGAGUUGGAUCCAUCGAUAUUCGAGUCUUUACCUUCUACAAUUUCAAUGACAGAAUUUCACCAGGAUGUUGUCCAGCUGCCGGAUGAUCCAGAAAUACAAAUAAUUGGCUCCACAACUCUCUGCUCGAAUCAAGGAAUGUACCAUUCCAGCAAAAUGAUUUUCACCGUGCAAGGACAUCCCGAAUUUACCGAUGACUUUUCUCGGUCAUUACUAUUGAUUAUGGUUCAUGAAGGUAAAAUCAGCCACGAUAAAUAUAUCAAAGCGUUAAAGCUGUUCUCGAAAACAACUAACCACGGGGAAAUAAUUGGGCAAGCGAUGGCUAGAUUUCUUGCUCGACACAAACCUACAACAUUUAGAGCAAGUUUGAACUAA
Messenger RNA from Diutina rugosa, 765 nucleotides. RefSeq names its product putative amidotransferase. NCBI's taxonomy places the organism in Eukaryota, Fungi, Ascomycota, Pichiomycetes, Serinales, Debaryomycetaceae. The coding region runs from base 1 to 765 and encodes 254 amino acids. The transcript has a single exon. The record is from RefSeq and is a predicted model, not a curated record. Gene Ontology annotation, cellular component: nucleus; cytosol.